AGUACUCAUUAAUGAGCAAAUAGACAAAGAAACAUUUUCUGAUGCAGCUUAUGGUUCACCAUCACAAUAUCUCUCACCAAACUCUAUCCUUCAAGUUAAUGAUUAUAUCUCCCAACCAUCAUUUAUCAGUCCUAUUCAAAUCAUUUCUUUGGAUGAGGCGAGAGAAGAGGUUCAACUUUCAGACUCGGUGACUUCAAUUUUGGGAAAGAGACAAAGGUUUUGGGAAUCCCAUGCUCAUCCACUUUUCUCUCCUCUCUCUUCUUAUGAAGACUUUUCUGACCUUGGUUUCAAAAUUCAAAACUAUAGUCUGCUUUAAGAUGUGGGUAAUCGGAUUCUUUCUCCUUCGAUUAAUCAUGAAGAUUUCAUACCGAUUGAUGAAGGUGUAGUUCCUAUUGAAGAUUCAGAUGGACAGUUCUUCACUCCUGAGGAAGAUAUCUCUAGGCACAACGAUCUCCCUAAGCCGGCUUUUUGCAUCACUUUCUCCGACUCUUCAAUUUCAAUUGAUUCUCCUAAGCCAGGGUUUAGCAUUUCCAUUUCUGAUUCACUAGUCUAUUGGGAUUCUCCUCAUUCUUCUAUUGCAUCUAAUGAAUCUAUCACUCUGCUAGUUGAAGAUUCACAUUUUCCUGCAUCAAUGAAGAUUUAGAAAUUAAUAUUGUGGAUCAAUUUGGUUCCUUUGAUAUGGGCUCAUCAUCACUGCUCAAGGACACACUCUCCGUAAAUGAAAAGAUCGAACAAUUACAAGUUAAGGCUGCAGAAAAGGGGAAGGAGAAAAUACAGACAGAAGUGGAUCAUCUUCUUCGACUCAGCCAUAUCCUUCUACCAAACGCAAGAGGCUUGUAUCCAAAUCGAAUUCCCGAGCCUUGUGAUGAUUCUCUUGUCCGAAUCAUUCGAGUCAAGAAGAUCAUACCGAGGUAUCCUUCUGGAACAUGUGUAACAGUGGUUGACGACGACGAUUUAACCACUCCUCUCCCUUCAAGCUCAAACACGCCUGCUGCUGACCUGGAAUACGCUGAUUUGGGUAUCUCCUCCUACGAGUACCCUAAUGCAAGCUUGCCUUUCUAUGUUCACAUGAGAUGUUUAUCUUCUAGUUACCGGGCUGUUGGCGGUUUUCUAGUGAGGAAGGAGUUUGUUCCUUUGAACACAAAAAUAUAGAGAUGGUACGACCAGAUUGCAACCAGGAACCUGGUGCGGCAUUGCUCGUCUGCUUUAGUUACCACGGUGAACUGUCUCCUACCCAUGGUUGCCGAGAUGGAAGGUAUAUCCAUACGUGAUGUUACUGAAUCAACUGUUGAAAGGUGGGAAGAAAUGAUAUCUUCCUGUGAAUCCAUUGAGUUCAACGUGGGCUGGUUGCGGCAACCCCUUGACAUUGUCAAAGUUGAUCGAGAUGGUAUCAUCUCCAAUGUCGUUCCUGCUGCUAAAUAUAUCUUAGAAGAGGAAAAGGCCCUAUCUGCAGAAUCUGAGAAGGUGGAACAGGCGAUCCAAAACUUGAAGAGUAGGACUGAAAGGUAUCAGGAGAGGUUGGAAAUGAUGCUUUCAAGGAACUAUAACUUGUUGGAUGGCCUUUUCUGAGCUGUACUUACAUUUUAUUGUUUUAAAUAGGUAGGC
Papaver somniferum (opium poppy) is the source of this 1605-nucleotide messenger RNA. RefSeq lists its product as uncharacterized. The transcript has 4 exons. The record is from RefSeq and is a predicted model, not a curated record. Bases 679 to 1152 code for a protein of 157 amino acids. NCBI's taxonomy places the organism in Eukaryota, Viridiplantae, Streptophyta, Magnoliopsida, Ranunculales, Papaveraceae.